Messenger RNA from Myripristis murdjan (pinecone soldierfish), 1507 nucleotides. RefSeq names its product transmembrane protein 167B (gene tmem167b). The record is from RefSeq and is a predicted model, not a curated record. The transcript has 3 exons. The coding region runs from base 149 to 373 and encodes 74 amino acids. Lineage: Eukaryota; Metazoa; Chordata; Actinopteri; Holocentriformes; Holocentridae.
AAUCAAAGCCGAUGAAACCGGAAAUGUCAACCUAGAUCUGCGAAGAGUGCGAAUUAGGGAGGCAUUAGCUUCACUUUGAAACAUAACAUGGAUUGCUGAUUGAAAGGAAGAAACAGACACAUAAGCUCGUCGAAACCAACCCGCGAAUAUGACAAAUGUGUACUCUUUUGAUGGCAUCCUGGUUUUUGGGCUGCUGUUCAUCUGCACGUGUGCAUACCUCAAAAAGGUGCCUCGCCUCAACAGUUGGCUACUCUCUGAGAAGAAGGGGGUGUGGGGCGUCUUCUACAAAGCCGCAGUAAUCGGGACACGGCUUCACAUUGCUGUGGCGGUAUCUUGCCUGGCGAUGGCGUUCUACUUGGUGUUCUUAAAAUGAGAGCAUCAGACUGGACUGGAAAAGACUGGAUGGAUGCAGGCUGGGGACGGACUCACCUGAAUGGUCGUGUGUUAAUCCUUGUUGUGGACACUUCUUGGAUUAUGUGACCGAUGAAGCCCUGUGGCCUGGCGGACCCAUUUGACAGACAAGCCAGUGCUGCCCCCCUGUGGUGACUGGGUUAAUGACUUCUCCUUUCCUCUCAUGUCUGUGCACCACAGACAUGCAGGUCAUCCUGAAUUUACCUUACCAAUGUGAUAGAGGAGAGAAAUCAUUGGGGUCACUUGGUGUAAUUUUAUUGCUGGGUAACAUUUUUUUGUUGUCUCUACACCUCCCCAUGAUAAUUUAUACUGAAGGACGAAGUGGAAGGUGUAAGAUUUUCAUUGUACCUUAUUCCUGCAUAAAAUCUAAGAAUAACCUAGCUGUAUAUAUUUGAAAAACUAUGACCAAGAGAGGUUUACGGCACAGAGGAUAAGUGCAGUCAGACUAAAAGUGAUCAAUUCUGCUUGGUCCCAACUAUGCUGUUUUUCCUGUAUCCAUUUCCUUCACUCAAGGAGGGAAGGAGAGAAACAAAGCUAAUAUAUGAAACUGUUCUUGCGUAUACUUAAUAUUUUACUCUUUUUGGAUCUUUUACCCUUUCUUAACAGUACUGUUAGGCCUCCUGGAGUCUUGUAUUUUUGUUUUCGGGUUGAAAUGCACACUACACUGGGGAACACUGUAUUUACCCUACACAAUGCAUCCAACUCUGUACCAUGUGACAUUUGUUUUUAGCAUAACAGAUCGGUCAGUGUAUGUCACUUCAAAAAAAUUCUGUCAACAUUGCACGGUGCUGCACAGAGAAGAUGACGACAAUUUUUAGAAGCAUAUCUAAACGAAUUACAUGUGGAAUUGGAUAAUUGUAUCUGACCUGCCUGAAGAUUUAACCGUAUUGCCAAACAGGUGUGAUGCUCGUCAUGCCAUCUUAAAUCAAACACUGUUAAACUCUGACUUUAUAAUGAAGUAAAAGGAUUAUAGACGAGUCCCAAACUGUCACCUUAUUUUUUUAUAACGAUACGCAGAGAAGAAAGUUAUGUGGUGUUUUUUUGGGGGUGGGGUUGGGUGAUUUGUUUUCCAGUAAAGAAUUAAUGACACAAGGUC